Molecule: messenger RNA, 2087 nt
Organism: Vollenhovia emeryi
Lineage: Eukaryota; Metazoa; Arthropoda; Insecta; Hymenoptera; Formicidae
Gene: Jasper
Product: PC4 and SFRS1-interacting protein
Exons: 12
Coding region: 183-1952 (589 amino acids)
Biological process (GO): regulation of transcription by RNA polymerase II
Cellular component (GO): nucleus
Molecular function (GO): double-stranded DNA binding; transcription coregulator activity
Source: RefSeq, a predicted model, not a curated record
CCCCGCUGCGUGCUCUGUUGCGUGUUUUCGCUAUUUGUCCUGCAAAUGGCGGUUGUCGCGGUGUUUGGUGCGAUGUGUCCUCGCGGUUAACUACGCCACACCGCGCUCAGUGCAUCACUCGGCGGACGCGAGCGUGCGACGGUGCGAGGGCCGGUGCCGCGAACGGCGGAUCACUCGCCAUCAUGGUGAAGCUACAGAAGAGAUUCUACGCCGGCGACAAGGUGUUCGCCAAAGUUCGAGGUUACCCGCCAUGGCCAGCCAAGGUUGAGAAAGUCAACGAUCCAAACUCCAAGAACGCUCGAUACAGCGUUUACUUUUAUGGAACAGGAGAGACAGCCGUCUGUAAGGUCGAGGAGUUGUACACAUAUGCCGAAAAUAAAGAAAAAUACGGCAAACCCAACCGACGAAAGUUCUUUCAUGAAGGCAUACAGCAGCUCGAGCAAGAACUUAAAAACGACAGAAACCAGCCUUUGGCAGAUAUCGCUGCUAUUAAAGGUGCCGAGACGACGGAGCUGCCAGCUGCCAGCGCUACCGACAGUGACAUGGAAACUGGUUCUUUAGUAAUAGACGAAGGAGAGAAGAAGAAACCUGUCAAGAGGAAAGCUCUUACAGCCACCUCUAAUACUCCGCAAGAUACUCCUGAAGUGAAGAAAAAACGUGGUAGAGGAAAAGCUGCGAACGACACGUCAAAACAAGAGGCUGCAUUGGAUUCGCAAGGCGAGGAGUCCCCUAAAGAGGUGGUCAGCCGCAGUGGGCGUAAGAUCAAACCAAAACGAUUUGCAGACUUUUCGAGUUCAGAUGAAACCGAAACCAAUACAGAACAUUCUGGUCGAGGUCGUAAAGCGAAAAACGAAGACUCUAAUGAGCAUCAAAUGACACCAAAUGUGACGCAUAAAAAAAGAGCGGCUAUCGAAAAAAGAAAUAAUGAAGCUUCGAUUCUCGAUGGAACCGUAGUAUCGAGUGGAACAUCUUCCGACACAUCCAGUAGAGUUCUCUUAGCUCGUACAUUUGCCGGGGAGCACGUAGGUAUUAAGCUGGACAUAGACAGGCCAAAGUCUUUCGAGAGUGAAAAAGCUCGAGCGCAAUGGGAUUGGACAACGGCUAGGAAUGCCAUGAAACUCAAGACACAAUUAGAGAGCGGUGAAAUUUUGCCAGAACAAGUGAAAGAUUCUUUAGACUUCAAUGUACCCGUGCCGGAAGACGAGAAACGGCUUUUGACAAAAGACGGAGCUGUUCAUCGCAAAACAUACAAACUGAGAUGGCUUCGUAUAGAGGCUCAACUUCUACAACUAGAUGCUCAAAUCAAAUCUAAUCUUGGACUGGAUCGAGCCAAUACAGAUAAAUGUUUACAAGCCAUGGAUGAUAUCUUGGCUCUUCCAAUUGAUCCUUUAAUGCUGAAGAAACAUCCUCACAUUGUUGAAACAGUGAAAAGGCUGCGGCGAUAUAUUGGAAACAUAGGAGAGUGGAAAUUAAGCGAGGAGGAUGGGAUUAUCUUUAAGCAAAAAGCGGAGCAGAUUAGACAAAAAGCUGAGCACAUAUACAACAAAUAUAAGGCUAUGUUUACUAUACCUGAGGGUCAAUCGUUUUGGCAAUCAUUUUCCGAUCAAGUUGUCCAUUUCAAGAAAUUGACCAAAGAUAUGCCCGAAGAGAAAGUAUUUUCACUGAUGUCUGAUCCUGCUUGUUCAGACACGGGUAUAUCGGAGGAUUUACCUGCACAUGAUAGCGGUAAUCAACUGGACGCAGAUUCAAUGACUGAAACGGAGCUCAUAGUACAACCAGAACAAAAAGCAGAACGCGAACGAAAAUCAGAAACGGAAGCUGAGCUGGAACCAAAAGCGAAUGCAGAGACCGAACCAACAUCACAAGCGGAGUCAGAACCGAUUGCUGAAAGGGAAGUAGAAGCAGAAGUGCCUACUAGAAGUGAGAGUCCUAAGAAUGAAGCAGCCAAGUAACAUAUGUAAACUUUUUUAUCUGAUAAUAUAAACUUUUGCUUAUUUUCUUGUAUAUCUUGUAUUACGGUACUAAAAAAAAGCAUAUUAUAAUUAUGAAGUACAUCGGGCGCAUUCAUAAAGCAAUUUCUUAGUUAA